Argiope bruennichi is the source of this 2042-nucleotide messenger RNA. RefSeq names its product retinoblastoma-binding protein 5 homolog (gene Rbbp5). The record is from RefSeq and is a predicted model, not a curated record. The coding region runs from base 222 to 1766 and encodes 514 amino acids. Gene Ontology annotation, cellular component: Set1C/COMPASS complex. Gene Ontology annotation, molecular function: protein binding. The transcript has 15 exons. NCBI's taxonomy places the organism in Eukaryota, Metazoa, Arthropoda, Arachnida, Araneae, Araneidae.
GUGUUUGUUUUUAAUUCAAAAUACAGAAACUGUUUCAUUAGACAAAUUUCUGGAACUGUGUUUUUAAAGUUUUGUCAGAUAUUUUCAGAAAUACAUCAGAAUGACCAAAGAGUUUUCUAUGGUAUUUUAAAUACAGUGUGUUGCAUUAUCAGAGCUAUUUUUCCAUCUUGGAAAAUAUAUAUUGCAAUCUAUUUCAAAAUCUGAUUGGUCUGCUAUUUAACAUGAAUUUGGAACUUUUAGAAUCUUUUGGACAAAAUUAUCCAGAGGAAUUUGAUGGGGCUUUAGAUUGCAUAAGCCUUGCCGUAACAUGUGCUUUCAAUAAACAUGGGACGCUUUUAGCUGUAGGUUGCAAUGAUGGUCGAAUAGUUCUCUGGGACUUUCUGACGCGAGGAAUUGCUAAGAUUAUAUGUGCUCAUAUUCAUCCUGUGUGUUCACUUAGUUGGAGUAGAACUGGGCAUAAAUUAUUAAGUGCAUCAACUGAUAAUAGUGUAACUAUGUGGGAUGUUCUGAGUGGAGAAUGUGAAUAUAGAUAUCGCUUCCAAUCUCCUAUUUUAAAGGUGCAGUUUCAUCCUCGAAAUGAUAAAAUGUUAUUAGUUUGCCCUAUGAAACAUGCUGCUAUAUUGGUGAAUGUUGAUGAUAAUCAUUCAAUAGUUCCAUUAGAUGAUGAGUCUGAUCUGAAUAUUGUUGCAUCAUUUGAUCGAAAAGGCCGCCAUGUUUACACAGGCAAUGCAAAAGGAAAAAUUUUAGCACUCUCUGUACCUGAUUUAAAGUUAGUGGCAUCAUUUCGAGUUAUGACUGGUACUUCAAAUACAACAUCUAUAAAAUCAAUUGAAUUUGCCAGAAGAGGAGACUACUUUUUAGUAAAUGCCGCUGACAGAAUUAUUAGAGUUUAUGCGAGCCAUGAAGUCCUUACUUGUGGCAAAGAUGGAGAACCAGAACCUAUUCAGAAACUUCAAGAUUUAGUAAAUAAAACUAUGUGGAAAAAAUGUUGCUUUUCGGGCGAUGGUGAAUACAUCUGUGCAGGAUCUGCAAGACAACAUUCCCUUUAUAUAUGGGAAAAAAGUAUUGGGAAUUUGGUCAAAAUUUUGCAUGGUACAAAAGGAGAAUUGCUUUUAGAUGUUGUGUGGCAUCCUGUAAGACCUAUUAUUGCAUCCAUUUCAAGUGGUGUUGUUUCUAUAUGGGCUCAACCUCAAGUGGAAAACUGGAGUGCAUUUGCUCCAGAUUUUAAGGAAUUAGAUGAAAAUGUUGAAUAUGAAGAAAGAGAAAGUGAGUUUGAUAUUGAAGAUGAAGAUAAAAGUCCUCAACUUCAUGCUGAGAAACAAGAUGAAGAUGAAAUUGUGGAUGUGGUGACAGUCGAACCUAUAGCUGCUUUUUGUAGCAGUGACGAAGAAACAUCUGAUACAAAUGCACUCUUGUAUCUUCCUAUUUCACCUGAAAUAGAUGAUCCAGAAGAAGGAUGGGGUCCUGGCGAAAUGGGCGAUGAUGUUCAAUCAAAGAGACCAUCAAAUGACCAGAAUUCAUCAAAAAAGAAACGCACAAAAGUUAUUGAUAUGAUUCUUGAGAAUGCACCAAAGGAUGAAACUCAUCCAUUACUAAGUUCUAAAUCUAAAGAUAAAGUGAACCAGCAAGCUCGGAAAACUGGCAAAUCAAGACAACAUCGUGGAAACACACAUUCAGAAGGCAAAACUACUCACAGAUCAAAGCAUGGAAAUAGAAAGGAGAAAGUAUCUAUUGAUUACUAUGGAUGGAAAGAUGGUGUGGAUUAGAUUUAUUUUAUGUAUGAUGGAUUGUUCAUAUCAACUGUAUAUUGCAUCAUCAUUUAAACAAAUGCGUACCAUUUUUUUAUCCUCAAUUUUCAUCAAAUGGUACCUAAUUACCUCACAAUUUAUAUCUUAUCAUAAUAUUUCUCAGAAAUGUUUUUUUUUUUUUUUAAAUGAGUAAUGUUCACAGAAAGAAUGUCUGUAUGUUUCCUUUCAUUUUUUUUUUCAUACUUUCUUAGUUUAAAUCUAUUUUUUCAUUUUUAUUGAUUAUGUAAUUUUUGU